Messenger RNA from Cydia splendana, 1492 nucleotides. RefSeq lists its product as uncharacterized. Gene Ontology annotation, biological process: detection of chemical stimulus involved in sensory perception of smell; sensory perception of smell. Gene Ontology annotation, molecular function: odorant binding; olfactory receptor activity. Gene Ontology annotation, cellular component: plasma membrane. The transcript has 8 exons. The record is from RefSeq and is a predicted model, not a curated record. NCBI's taxonomy places the organism in Eukaryota, Metazoa, Arthropoda, Insecta, Lepidoptera, Tortricidae. Bases 127 to 1476 code for a protein of 449 amino acids.
UUUUCCCAGCACUAUUUUCGCUUUGAAACUUAUAUAGUUUCUUAGCGGAUUGCUAAUUUAGUAUUAUUUUAGAAAUACUAUAGGAUUACUCAGUCACUUAUAUGCAUAAAUAUGUGAAAGAAACAAAUGCUUCAAAUUCGCGGCGAAAGGAAGAAUUGUUAUGCUUACGUUAGAUUACGUUCGCCUUUGUACAUUUGCAACAUGACAUUAAAACAAGUUGUUUACUCUCUGAAAAGACGAUUAGAUGACAGUGAUGCAAAGUCGCCCCUCAAUUUCAAGUACAUCAGCAUGCUGAGUUUCAUGUUAAGCUCCAUCGGCUCCUGGCCGCACAGGCAGUUCGGCCGGCGCCGGCUGGACUUUAUACUAUCCAUGUAUAAUAUGCUGUUGAUCGUCGUAGCCAUGGCGUUACCGAGUUUGGGUGCAACCUACAUCUGGUACAAGAGAGAGACCAUUUCGUUCUUCGAUGCGGGGCACGUGCUUUUAUGCAUGUUUUUAGAAUUCUUGUUUUUGCAAAGGUUAUUUAUGGCUUGGACGGAUAAAUAUCGAGAGAUAAUAAAGGAUUAUUUACUAGAAUUCCACCUUUUUUACUUCAAGAAUCGCUCGCAGUACGCUUCGAAGAUACAUACGCAGAUACACAACAUAUCAGUGAUAUUCACAUUGUACAUGGCCUGUCAGAUGAUCUGUGGUAUGUGCCUGUUCACUUUCAUGCCGUGGUACAACAACUACAACAACGGAAUGUUCGGCCCGGACCGGCCCGCCAACCGCACUUUUGAGCAAGCUGUCUACUUUUACUGCUUCACCGAAGACGUGUAUACUACCAUAAAGGGAUAUUGGGUUCUCUUCGUAUUCAAUAUUCCUACCGCCUACAAUACUUCAUGUGGCGUCGUCGCCUUUGACCUCCUGAUCUCCCUUAUAGUCUUUCAAAUUUGGGGGCAUCUCAAAAUUUUGAAACACAAUUUGUCAAGCAUAAUUCCGAAGGACGGCAUGUAUUCACCAGAAGAGAAUAUGAGAGUCCGAGAGGUCUUAAAGGAAAUCAUCGAACACCACAAAUUAAUCAUAACGUUUGUGGACAAGUGCUCCAACGCUUUAAGUGAGGAAUUGUUUGUAUUUUAUAUGAUGAUGCAACUCCUGACCUGCACCUGUUUGCUUGAGGUUUCCUCCUUAUCGACAGACGCACUGGCUAAAUACGGAUCGAUCACUCUAGUGGUGCACCAACAAUUGAUUCAAGUUUCCAUACUUUUCGAAAUGAUAAGUGCUAAGAGCGAGCAGCUGAUCGACGCCGUGUACGCGAUGCCGUGGCAGUGCAUGGACACCAGCAAUCGCAAGACUGUGAUGGUCCUGCUGCAGAGGACGCAGACCCCUAUCACGCUCAAGGCCGCCAAGAUGGUACCCGUGGGUCUGCAGACCAUGGCCGCGGUCCUGAAGACAACAUUUUCCUAUUACAUGAUGCUGAACGCUGUGGCUGGGGAGCGUUAAGGCACCGAAUACCACG